Messenger RNA from Strongylocentrotus purpuratus (purple sea urchin), 1117 nucleotides. Its product is annotated as heme-binding protein 2. Bases 419 to 1072 code for a protein of 217 amino acids. The record is from RefSeq and is a predicted model, not a curated record. NCBI's taxonomy places the organism in Eukaryota, Metazoa, Echinodermata, Echinoidea, Camarodonta, Strongylocentrotidae. The transcript has 5 exons.
CUCUCAAUUCAGUCGCGGUAUGCAAAGCGAUGUGUUCUUAACAUUGUGCGUGAUGGAAAAUGCAUAAAUAGAGGCGGAUGACAACAGAGAAGUCAGAUUGACAUAUCAUAGCAGAAUCGAGCAGUAGAUAAUACACGGUUUUCCUUCAAUAAUUAGAGUUAUUUCAGUUACAAUACGCACGUUUACAAGUAUAUUUAUAUGCUAUAUGACAGCAGAGAUAAAACUAUAUUGUUUUAGUAUCACCAACCAUCAAACGAGAGAAGAGAGAAGGAAGAUCUGGAGAAUAGACCUACAGGAAACCGGCACACUGCGAAAUUCCAGAACCUUCCAGUUAUUAAGUGGAUCACCGGUAUUUUUAGUCCUACAUCCAUCCGAAAAGUGUUUGUUUGUCUGACGAUUUCCCUCCUAAAUCGCCAAGAUGAUGUCCGUUAUCAAGAGCACCUUCUGUGAUAGCCGCCGAAGCCCAGAAUACGACGUUGUCAAGACUCAGAACAAAGCAUAUGAAGAAAGAAUGUACAAUCCUUCCGUAUGGGUUUCUACGAGUACGAUCAUCGAUCCCGCUAUCGCCUCCGACAACGGUACCACCGCCAAGAAGGAUGAAAAUGAACCAUGUUGCAAGCUUUUUGGCUACAUACAGGGACAAAACGAAGGCAAUCAUUACAUGGACAUGACUUUUCCUGUGAUCAAUGAUUACACAACAGAAAAUGGUCCCAAGGGGGAGUCCAAGCGAACGCUGUCCUUUUUUGUUCCUAGAGAAUUUGAGGAGAAGACCCCACUACCAACUGAUCCUGAUAUCUAUAUCAACCAGCAACCCGCCAUGACCGUCUAUGCAAUGAAAUUUGGCGGUUUUGCCAACGAUGAGAAGUGCCUGAAGGAGAAAGAGAAGUUCAUGGCCAUUUUGGAGGCAGAUGGGGUCAAGGUCAAAAGGGAUGCCUUCUACUGUGCUUUCUACAACACCCCCUUGAAGCUCUUCAACAGAAAGAACGAGAUAUGGCUGGUCAAGGAGAUGAAAGAAAGCAAGGAGCAACCCUUCGUUAAGUCACCGACCCUGGACGUGGAGCGUGAGCAGUAGGACCAGUUUAAUUUAAUUGUUUCUUACUCAACUGGGGGGGGGGGG